Spodoptera exigua (beet armyworm) is the source of this 893-nucleotide messenger RNA. The record is from the annotation of a GenBank genome assembly. Lineage: Eukaryota; Metazoa; Arthropoda; Insecta; Lepidoptera; Noctuidae.
UGAUUACGUUACAUUUUUGGUACGGCAAGAUGGCGGUGCUGGCUGUAGCUGUUCUGUUAAUUGCAGGUCUUGCCUGCUCAUCUGCCGAGGAGGGGAAAUUAACCUCGAUUGAGGAGUACCCCAGCUUGGUUCAGGUGGAAAACCGCGCUGGCCUGCUGUGGCUGCAGUUCUGUGCUGGCAGCGUGCUGACCUCUUACCAUAUUCUGUCAACGGCAAGAUGCUUCUCUGGACCCAACUACACCGACCGUAACCGCCGCAUCAGAGCUGGUACUUCCUAUCGAGGAUCUGAGGGUAUCGUCCGUGAAGUGGCCAGGGUAUACCUGCACCCAACCUUCGGUCUUUUGGGCAACGAUGGAGAUGUGUCCGUCGUCCGUUUGGAAACCUCAAUGACCUUGGGUGACACCAUCCAACAGGCUCCCAUUCUUGGCGAGGGUAUCUACCUGCCUUAUGGAUUGCAGCUGCAGCUCGUCGGUUGGGGUACUACAAGCGAAGGUGGAAACCGAGGCGAUAACAAUCUCUACGAGCUGGAUGUCUACACAGUCUCCAACGACGACUGCUUAGAAACAUACCUUGAGCUGGAGGAUGUAGAAAAUAACACCAUCACAGAAAAUAUGAUCUGCACUGGUCUCCUGAGCACCAAGGGUCGGGACCUUGACACCAGGGAUGAGGGUGCUCCUCUUUUCUACACCGGAGUGACAGUUGGAAUUGUGUCCUUCGGUGUAUCCAACGGAGAGGACAACAUCCCUCUCGUCAGCACUGCCAUUUCUUCUUACACCAACUGGAUUGUUGAAACAGCGACGUUGUGAAGAUAUGAUGUGUUAUGAAGGCUGCUUGGAAUUUAGAUUAAGGUGCUUACUUAUAGUCUUUUAGAAUAAAAGUUUUUUUUUUGUUAA